Molecule: messenger RNA, 1407 nt
Organism: Peniophora sp. CBMAI 1063
Lineage: Eukaryota; Fungi; Basidiomycota; Agaricomycetes; Russulales; Peniophoraceae
Source: the annotation of a GenBank genome assembly
AUGCUAUGUCGUCUCAAACUCGCAGGCGCCACUAGGCCGGUCCUUCACGGAAUCGGUCGUCGGCAGGUUGAUGUACCCGCGCGCGCUCGGUCGUGCUUACACUGGACUUUCGUUCAAGCGCUUUCUGGCUCGUUCUUCCUCCCCUCCGCUGCUCGUCAAUACAGAAUCGAUCCGCGCACGCUCGUCCCUCUGGACGCAGAUAUUACGCUAUCCGAUAUUAUCGAAGUCCCCCGUCGACCUGAUCAUACGCACCGCACAACCAUGGUCAUCAUUGGUCCGCUUGGCCCGCACAUGGACGAUGCUCGCCUCGAAGCUGCGUGGUCUGCCCUCGGUACAAUCGUUGAUGCGCAGGUUAACGAGGACGUCACCGGUGGCGAGCUAUUGCGCUACGGUAUAGUCAAAUAUCGGUCCGCAAAAUCAGUGGAUGCCGCGCUAUUACUCGAUGGGCGGUUUUUGGGAGGUCGCCGCGUGUAUGUGCGCGCUCUGUUUAGACACUUGGAUACGGUCUUUGUGACCGGUCUUGACUGGGAUACAGAGGAAGCCGAACUCAGGUCUGCAUUCGAACCAUGUGGCGAGAUAAUCGGCAUACGCUUGCGGACAGUUCGGUCUCGUGAUCGAACGGCCCGCAUCAAUGCUAUCAUCAAAUUCGCGUACCCUUUGGCAGCGGAAUUGGCGCUCAGGCGUUCCGGGAUGCUUUUGGACGGCAAACCAAUCAAAGUCGUGUUAUAUCUUCCGCGAUCAAGGACCAUGCUUUAUCAUGCUAUACGAGGCGGGGAACCGCCUUCCGACAGCAUUCGUGUCAGCAAUCUUCCGCCGCAGGCUAACGAUGACUGGCUGAGAUCAACAUUCGAACCCUGUGGAGAAGUCACUGGCACAAUCGUCCAGAAACUCUCACCUGCGGCCGGUUCAUUGGGCUUUGCCUAUGUCACCUUCAAGUCCCCCGACGCGGUUGACCGGGCGGUGCAACUGGAUGGUGAAGUCGCACUGGACGGACACAUCAUCAACAUAGAGAGAGCUUCUCCAUACGUCCCUUUUUCACGCAACGCAGUCGUCGACAAUACAUCACGCGCUUCGAACGUGAUCUCGGUCCAUGGUCUCCCUGAAGACGUGGACGAUGUCCAACUCCGGUCGGCAUGCGAGCGUUUUGGCGAGGUCGUCGAAUGUAGCAUACACGCCGCUCGCGCAACGCACGGGUUGCACGGCUAUGGAUUCGUUACCUUCGCCUCGCCUCAUUCUGCUACGGAAGCUCUGAACCAUGGUCGUAUGACCGUUGACGGGCUCUCUGUCAGGAUCCGCACAGCUUUUCCGCGUUUGCCAUGGCAGCGAGAGGCUCGGGUUCUUCAACAUCGACCCGAUCCAUCAACAACAUAUCUCGCCCAGAUACAAUAUAUCAUCCGUCGCAUUUAG